AGCAACAACAACAACACAUUCAGAAAAAAAAAAAAAUACAAAACAACAACAACAACAAAACAGUUAAUUAUAAUUUGUUUUGAUUAGGAUUCUGUAAUCUUUCAUAACUUGUACACAUUUGACAUCUCGCUUAUCCAAGAAUCUGAAAGUAGAAGUCUGAUGUCUGUCAACUAUGCAGAAGGUCUGUCUCCCUAUGAGCACAAGGGUAAAUGUGGACUGCCAGAGAAAUUUGAUACAGAUGAAGUUGUAAAGCAGAAAGUUGCCCAACUGGCACAGUGGGUAGCUGACAGUAAACACAUGGUUGUUCAUACUGGAGCCGGUAUAAGUACAUCAGCGGGCAUACCUGACUUUAGAGGACCAAAUGGAGUUUGGACACUGGAGCAAAGAGGGGAAAAACCAACAUUUAAUGUGACAUUUGAAGGUGCAAUACCUACAUUAACACACAGGGCAAUAUUGGCUCUUGAAGCUGCAGGUAUUGUUAAGUAUGUGAUCAGUCAGAAUGUGGAUGGCCUUCACCUUCGCUCAGGUUACCCCAGGAACCGCCUCUCAGAACUCCAUGGUAACAUGUUUGUGGAGGAGUGUGACAAAUGCGGUACACAGUACAUCAAUAGAAAUGUGGUACCCACCAUGGGAGUAAAACUAACUGGCAAUAACUGUACACAGCAAAAGUCUAGAGGAAAGUGCAGGGGAAAGUUAUACGACACAAUACUGGAUUGGGAGCAUGCGUUACCUGACAAGGAUCUGGAAUUAGCAGAUAAACAUGCAAGAUUGGCAGACCUCAGUCUAUGUUUAGGAACGUCUUUACAGAUAGUUCCCAGUGGUAAUCUGCCCUUGGCAACCAAACGUAAUGGAGGGCACAUUAUUAUUGUCAAUCUACAACCCACAAAACAUGACAGAAAAGCUAAUUUGAAAAUCAACACUUACGUUGAUAUGGUUAUGAAACUGUUGUGUGAAAAUUUGAACAUUAGAAUUCCAGAUUUUCUGGAGCCUAUGGUGCUGCUAAAAUCUGUACAUACAAAUGUAGAUGAUGCACAAAUGAAUGUGGUAGUAGCAGACGACUCUUUGGUGUGCCGAAAAUCUCUACUAGCCAAGGAUGUUAGAAUUCAGUCUGAUACCAAAAUAAAACAUGAAAAUAAUGUGUUAAAUGAUGAACAGAAGCCUAAAAGUGAAUAUGCUUGCAUGCAAAAGGGUGUUAUAAAGAAAUUAAAAACCGAGUCUGGUUUUAUGGCAGUGAAACAAGAAAUUCAUAGUAAUGCUAAUGCAAGUAUUAAAGAAGACUUUGAAGGUGAGGUUGAUGACAAAAAUGGAAUAACUGUAACAAUGAUCAAAGAUGAGAAAUUCUCACCAGUGAAAUUACCUUGGAAUGCAAGUGACAAAGAAAAGAAUGAUAACACAGACUUAGAAACAGAUGCUCACAAUGUAAGUGGCAAAGAAAAGAAUGAUAACACAGACUUAGAAACAGAUGCUCACAAUGUAAGUGGCAAAGAAAAGGAUGAUAACACAGAAACAGAUGCUCACAAUGCAAGUGACAACACAGACUUCGAAACAGAUGCUCACAAUGCAAGUGACAAAGAAAAGGAUGAUAACACAGACUUAGAAACAGAUGCUCACAGUAAAUCCAGUGAAAACAGCUGAAGAAGACAGAAAAUCAAACAGUGACUAUGCAAAUAGCAGAACAGUGAAAAAACAAAGUUUGGAUGCUUCGAGGGAGCACGAUAACACUAGGGACCAGGAUACUAUUCAUGGGGGACUUGUUUUCAUGGAUUUCUUAGUUGCAUCAGUACAGGAAAUUUAAACCCAAGGAACAAACAAAAUUUACCAAUAAUUGUAUCUUUGAAAUUUGAUACCAUGAACUCUUUUCCUGAGAAGGAGUCAUUAGCUCGACUAUACGAAAUAUAUGGAGAGCUAUCCAACUCACCCCGGUGUCGGUGUCUUUCCGCGUCCCCACCUUGGUUAAAGUUUUUUUACACUUUCUCUUUUUUCUCCUUAUCUCUGUAAUUACUUGAUGGAUUUGCUUUAAACUUAAAAUAGUUAUUCCACAUCCAGGGCUCUAGCUAGGCUUGGAUUUUAGGGAGAAGUCACUUCUCCCUCGGCUUAAAUUAGGGAGAAGUGGGGAGACUUAGGGAGAAGUGGAGCUACCAGUCAUAAUACAUGAGCAGUGGCGGCCACAUACAACCAUAAAAGGAAAAUGUCUAUAGAUUAAUGGAUGCAACUUAAAAAGGUCUGAUUGUCUUAGAAGUGUAAAUGGAAAACAAAUAAAAAAACACAUGCUUUUAUUACAUAUAAAACAUUCUUCAAAAAAUGAUCAAUGUCAAAAUCACAUCUUAAUGUACAUGUAUAUGAGGACUUGUAAAACAUAUAUCAAUACAACUGCCUUGGUAGCCUAGUGGUAGAGCGCCCGCUUCAAGUGCGGGAGGUCGUGGGUUCGAUCCCUGGCCGUGUCAUACCAAAGAGGUGAAAAAUGGUACUAGUAGCUUCCUCGCUUGGCGCUCAGCCUUAAGAGGAUAGUGCUAGGACUGGUCAGCUCGGUGUCAGUAUAAUGUGACUGGGUGGGGUAUCAUGCCACGUGUCUACGGCAUGAUAUUCCAGUGAGGCAGCACUAUAAAGUUGGGCAUUGUGCUCACUGCUACAAGUAGACACCGUCGUUUAUAUGACUGAAAAAUUGUUGAAAAAGACGUUAAACCCGAACACACACACACACAACAUGCACAGAUUCAUUUAACAGCAGAAAAUAAUUUUAUGAUAUAGACUAUUAGUAUAUAGCAUUUCUCAGAUUUAUGCUUAUGACAUACAAACAGUAAGUAGCAUUUAAUAAAUCUCUGAUUUACAAGCUCCUGACAUAUAAACAAUACAUAUGUAAUGCCGUAAAUUUGUGAUUGACGUUAUAGGUAUAAUGGCACUAAAGCAUCAAUGGCAUUACUUAUUAUGUCCAAAUAAUAAAACACAGUUCCAGCUUAUCUUCUUUAUUUUUCUUCAGUGGAAAACCACACAGUCAACAAAUAACAAUUUUCACACGGUUAUCCGUAGAAUAUAACAAUUAGAAAAAAGAUUUAAGUAUUAACAAUUCUAGCGUUCUAGUGGAAAACCACAAUGUUUCUACUUGGAAAUCCAAAUCUAUCCUUUCAAACUUGCUGUCUUCAAAAUAUAUGUUUUCUCAGCAUAUCAUAACUGACCAAUUGAAAUGAUCCUUAGUGUAAGUGCAAUUAACAGUAUAAACCAAUCGAAUUCAAGAAAGCAUACAUGGUAAUAAAAUUACAAGUAUUUGAAAUAUUAAGAAGUUUUGACAGCAAUCAACACCUUAUCAGUCAGGAAGUCUUAACAUUUAAAUUAUCCAGACGUCACAAUGACCUUAUCAUAAACACAUUUAGAAACCUUUUAGCACAUUCUGGACUGUUAAAGAUUAAAGUGCAUAAAUGUGUCAAAGUUGAGACAACAAUAAAGUUUUGACAAGUGUCAUGAAAACAUAAAAAGAAUUUUCAUUAUUUAAAAUUUUAGCAGCAUAAACUAAUUGAAUAAUUUAUCCUUAUUGUAGUUUCUAUGUUAAAAGAUAUACAUUUUUGUGCUAUCUGAUUUUUUACCGAUUUUUCUGAUUUUUCACUGCACAACACUAUCUCCCCCUUAAAAAUAUUUCACUCCUGUGAAAUGAAAAAAGUCAAAGUACAACACGCAAGUAAUAAAUAUACAUCAACCAAAAAAACACAGUUCGUAUAAAUACCAGAUUAUACUUUUAGUAUAUAAGUAUCAACAAAGACGAAUAUCUCUGCAUAAAUGUGGCAUCAGAAAUUCAUAAAUACGCACUGCACAAAGAAUUCAUUCAUUAUUUUACAUAAAAUUUUACCGAAUUAAUUGAAUUUUAUUUUUUUACAACACAACACUACCUCCCUUUUUAAAAUAAUGUCACUCUUGUCUUGUAAGAUGGGAAAUUCAAAAUGCAAUAUAAUGAAUAAAUAAUAACUAAACUGCUCUAGCCACGUAAGAUGCACCGUAAGUUCUUAUAUAAAUACCAAAUUAUACUUAAUGUAUAUAAGUAUCAAAGACAAACAAACAUGCAUACAAGUAGCCGGACAAUCUGCUAAAACGUAACAGUUAUAUUGCACAAAGAAUUUACGUUUACUUGUGUCUUUCAAAUAAGUCCUGUUUAUUUCUUGUAUUUGUACUGCCUUCCAUUUGUUCCUUGAGUUCAUGAAUUCUGAUAUGCAGCUUCUGAUUUUCCUCUUUUUCGACUUGAAGGGCCGACUUUGUUGCUGCCAUAGAAAUAACCAUUUGCUGCAUAACCGUCUGACCUUGCCGUAAAUUAUGAUGUAUGUUGUAGGUACUAAGGCACUACUAAUUAUGUCCAAAUAAUAAAACACAGUUCCAGAUUAUCUUCUUUAUUUUUCUUCUGUGGAAAACCACACAUCAACAGUCAACAAUUAACAGUUUUCACACAGUUAUCCGUAGAAUAUAACAAUUAGAAAAAAGAUUUAAGUAUUAACAAUUCUAGUGUUCUAGUGGAAAACCACGAUGUUUCUACUUGGAAAUCCAAAUCUAUUCUCCCAAACUUGCUGUCUUCAAAAUAUAUUUUUUCUCAGCAUAUCAUAACUGACCAAUUGAAAUGAUCCUUAGUGUAAGUGCAAUUAACAGUAUAAACCAAUCGAAUUCAAGAAAGCAUACAUGGUAAUAAAAUUACAAGUAUUUGAAAUAUUGAGAAGUUUUGACAGCAAUCAACACCUUAUCAGUCAGGAAGUCUUAACAUUUAAAUUAUCCAGACGUCACAAUGACCUUAUCAUAAACACAUUUAGAAACCUUUUAGCACAUUCUGGACUGUUAAAGAUUAAAGUGCAUAAAUGUGUCAAAGUUGAGACAACAAUAAAGUUUUGACAAGUGUCAUGAAAACAUAAAAAGAAUUUUCAUUAUUUAAAAUUUUAGCAACAUAAACUAAUUGAAUAAUUUAUCCUUAUUGUAGUUUCUAUGUUAAAAGAUAUACAUUUUUGUGCUAUCUGAUUUUUUACCGAUUUUUCUGAUUUUUCACUGCACAACACAUAUCAUUUAAUCUCUAGUGACAUAUAAACAAUACAUAUCAUUUAAUCUCUAAUGAAGUGUCAUCAUGUGCACAGAGUUCCUCAAUGUUUUUGUUAGGCAGAAUACAACUUUCUCACUUUAGCAGGUUUCCAUUUCUUAAGGGCACGUUUGAAGUCAAAUUUUUCUAAUUCUGGACCAUCUUCAGAUAUGCACACUAAAUCGUCUAAUGUCUUACUUUUCAUUGAUGUUCUGGCCUUAGACUGAAUUCUGUUCUGGGUGCUAAAGCCCCGUUCACAUUGGACACUGGUCAUUGCACAACAUUUCAACAACAGAAUCAUGUUUGGGAGGUCAUUAGUUUUUAUUAAAGAGCACAAUAACAACACUAGAGUCACUAUGACUUCCUUUCACUAGGCGUUUGUAAGUCUGAAACUCCGACCAAAUUUCAUCUUUGUUAAGUAAGUGCGACUCUCCAUUUUUUGAUAACUGAUCAGCACUGACAAUAUUUUUUGGGAUGAGCACUUUCAUGGAUUCCAGAAUUUCAGUUUCUUGAAACCUGUCAUUCAGAUUAUCAGUAAGUUUUUCAACAUAUGCUAGUGUGAUUGUAUUGAGAAUGUUCUCCUGUUGUGUGUAGAAAUUAAGCACUGGUGAAAAGCCAACAUUUUCCUCACUGAUAAUCAUCCUCAUCAUCACUUUCAUCAGAGAAACCUUCAGAUUCUAUAUUUUCCUUUAUGCCACUACUAACAGACUUGCAAUCAGAUUCUGUUAAUGGCCUUUUAUGCACAUGUUUUGCCAUCUUCCUCAACCACAAACUUUGAGAGUUUUUCCACAAACAGUCCAUCUGCCUCAAGUAAGCCCUGUAGACUUUCACAAGUGCUCGUUACCAUAGGUUUUACACUACUAAAGUCCAGUGUCUGUGCUUGAAAUUUCUUCGACAGCCGAGUCAUGAAUGGGAGAAUGCCAUCAUCAGGUGAGUGAUUGCUAUGAAUUUGUAUUGUGAUACUUCAUGUAGUAGUCCUUUAGCAGCAGGCUCAUAGGUUGCGUCCCUUUCUAGCGCCAUACACAGUGCCGGAUAAGUACGGUACAAGACCAGAACAGCAUGAUCCAAACUUAACCAUCUCACUGAAUGUACCUCAGCAAACUUUAUUUGUGGAAUGUUCAGUAAAUUUUGUAUAACUCGUAAACAGUUGGAACGGAGCGCAGAGUUGUGAAAGUAUCUAGAUACACUUGCAACUGAUCUUGAGUAACUUUCCAUAUGUGGAACAAAUUUGGCUGCCUGUGAUGUUGCCAACGCUAUUCUGUGAGCAGCACAGUGAACACCUAGUAGUGUUGGUGAAUGUUCUUGGAGCAACUUUACUACACCACCUUUUCGACCGGUCAUAACACUAGCACCAUCUUUGCCAAUACCAACUAAUUAUACCCCCACCAAACAUGUUUGAGGGGGGUAUAUAGGAUUCAGUUUUGUCGCGUCCCGUCGCGUCGCGUCCCGUCCCGUCGCGUCCCGAAAUGUAUUAUCUCAGUUAUUACCAAAUGGAUUUGAUUCAAACUUAAAAUACAUGUUCCACCUUAUCACCCACAUCAUGUGACACAAGUUGCAUAACUCUUGGCACCAAGUUCUCAUGAAUUAUGUCCCCUUUUACUUAGAAUUUAAGGUUAAUUUUGUUGUAUUUUCAUUAUAUCUCAGUUAUUACUAAAUGGAUUUGAUUCAAACUUAAAAUAGAUGUUCCACCUCAUCACCCACAUCAUGUGACAUAAGGUGCAUAACUCUGACACCAUUUUUUAGCUCACCUGUCACAAAGUGACAAGGUGAGCUUUUGUGAUCGCGCGGUGUCCGUCGUCCGUCCGUGCGUCCGUCCGUGCGUCCGUCCGUCCGUAAACUUUUGCUUGUGACCACUCUAGAGGUCACAUUUUUCAUGGGAUCUUUAUGAAAGUUGGUCAGAAUGUUCAUCUUGAUGAUAUCUAGGUCAAGUUCGAAACUGGGUCACGUGCCUUCAAAAACUAGGUCAGUAGGUCUAAAAAUAGAAAAACCUUGUGACCUCUCUAGAGGCCAUAUAUUUCACAAGAUCUUCAUGAAAAUUGGUCAGAAUGUUCACCUUGAUGAUAUCUAGGUCAAGUUCGAAACUGGGUCACGUGAGGUCAAAAACUAGGUCAGAAGGUCUAAAAAUAGAAAAACCUUGUGACCUCUCUAGGGGCCAUACAUUUCACAAGAUCUUCAUGAAAAUUAGUGAGAAUGUUCACCUUGAUGAUAUCUAGGUCAAGUUUGAAACUGGGUCACGUGCCUUCAAAAACUAGGUCAGUAGGUCUAAAAAUAGAAAAACCUUGUGACCUCUCUAGAGGCCAUAUAUUUCAUGAGAUCUUCAUGAAAAUUGGUCAGAACUUUCACCUUGAUGAUAUCUAGGUCAAUUUUGAAACUGGGUCACGUGCCGUCAAAAACUAGGUCAGUAGGUCAAAUAAUAGAAAAACCUUGUGACCUCUCUAAAGGCCAUAUUUUUCAUGGGAUCUGUAUGAAAGUUGGUCUGAAUGUUCAUCUUUAUGAUAUCUAGGUCAAGUUCGAAACUGGGUCACGUGCGGUCAAAAACUAGGUCAGUAGGUCUAAAAAUAGAAAAACCUUGUGACUACUCUAGAGGCCAUAUAUUUCAUGAGAUCUUCAUGAAAAUUGGUCAGAAUGUUCACCUUGAUGAUAUCUAGGUCAAGUUCGAAAGUGGGUCACGUGCCAUCAAAAACUAGGUCAGUAGGUCAAAUAAUAGAAAAACCCUUGUGACCUCUUUAGAGGCCAUAUUUUUCAUGGGAUCUGUAUGAAAGUUGGUCUGAAUGCUAUCUUGAUGAUAUCUAGGUCAAGUUCGAAACUGGGUCACGUGCCAUCAAAAACUAGGUCAGUAGGUCAAAUAAUAGAAAAACCUUGUGACCUCUAAAGGCCAUAUUUUUCAUGGGAUCUGUAUGAAAAUUAUUCUGAAUGUUCAUCUUGAUGAUAAAACUGGGUCACGUGCCUUCAAAAACUAGGUCAGUGGGUCAAAUAAUAAAAAAACUUUGUGACAUCUCUAGAGGCCAUACUUUUCAUGGGAUCUGUAUGAAAGUUGGUCUGAAUGUUCAUCUUGAUGAUAUCUAGGUCAAGUUUGAAACUGGGUCAACUGCGGUCAAAAACUAGGUCAGUAGGUCUAAAAUUAUUAAAAUCUUUUGACAUCUCUAGAGGCCAUAUUUUUCAAUGGAUCUUCAUGAAAAUUGAUCUGAAUGUUCACCUUGAUGAUAUCUAGAUCAUUUUCGCAACUGGGUCACGUGCGGUCAAAAACUAGGCCAGUAGGUAUAAAAAUAGAAAAACCUUGUGACCUCUCUAGAGGCCAUAUUUUUCAUGAGAUCUUCAUGAAAAUUAGUGAGAAUGUUCACCUUGAUGAUAUCUAGGUAAAGUUCAAAACAGGGUCACAUACCUUUUCGAAAACUAGGUCAAUAGGUCAGAUAAUAGAAAAACCUUGUGACCUCUCUAGAGACCAUAUUUUUCAAUGGAUCUUCAUGAAAAUUGGUCAGAAUUUUUAUCUUGAUAAUAUCUUGGUCAAGUUCAAAACUGGGUCACAUGAGCUCAAAAACUAGGUCACUAUGUCAAAUAAUAGAAAAAACUGGGUCAUGUGGGAAGAGGUGAGCGAUUCAGGACCAUCAUGGUCCUCUUGUUUAUGAAUUAUGCCCCUUUUUACUUAAAAUUUAAGGUUGAUUUUGAUGUAUUUUCACAUUAUCUCAGUUACUACUGAAUGGAUUUGAUUCAAACUUAAAAUAGAUGUUCCACCUCAUCACCCACAUCAUGUGCCCACAUCAUGUGACACAAGGUGCAUAACUCUGACACCAAGUUUUCAUGAAUUAUGUCCCCUUUUACUUAGAAUUUAAGGUUAAUUUUGUUGUAUUUUCACUAUAUCUCAGUUAUUACUAAAUGGAUUUGAUUCAAACUUAAAAUAGUUGUUCCACCUCAUCACCCAGAUGAUGUGACAUAAAGUGCUUAACUCUGACAUAAAUUUUUUAUGAAUUAUGUCCCCUUUUACUUUAAAUUUAAGGUUGAUUUUGAUGUAUUUUCACUAUAUCUCAAUUAUUACAAAAUGGAUUUUUGAAUUAAACUUAAAAUACAUGUUCCACCUUAUCACCCACAUCAUGUGACACAAGGUGCAUAACUCUUGACACCAAGUUCUCAUGAAUUAUGUCCCCUUUUACUUAGAAUUUAAGGUUAAUUUUGUUGUAUUUUCACUAUAUCUCAGUUAUUACUAAAUUGAUUUGAUUCAAACUUAAAAUAGAUGUUCCACCUCAUCACCCACAUCAUGUGACAUAAGGUGCAUAACUCUGACACCAUUUUUUUUAUGAAUUAUGCCCCUUUUUACUUAGAAUUUAAGGUUGAUUUUGAUGUAUUUUCACUUUGUCUCAGUUACUACUGAAUGGAUUUGAUUCAAACUUAAAAUAGAUGUUCCACCUCAUCACCCACAUCAUGUGCCCACAUCAUGUGACACAAGGUGCAUAACUCUGACACCAAGUUUUCAUGAAUUAUGUCCCCUUUUACUUAGAAUUUAAGGUUAAUUUUGUUGUAUUUUCACUAUAUCUCAGUUAUUACUAAAUGGAUUUGAUUCAAACUUAAAAUAGUUGUUCCACCUCAUCACCCAGAUGAUAUGACAUAAGGUACUUAACUCUGACAUAAAUUUUUUAUGAAUGAUGUCCGCUUUUACUUUAAAUUUAAGGUUGAUUUUGAUGUAUUUUCACUAUAUCUCAAUUAUUACAAAAAGGAUUUGAUUCAAACUUAAAAUAGAUGUUCAACGUCAUCACCCACAUCAUGUGACACAAGGUGCAUAACUCUGACACCAAGUUUUCAUGAAUUAUGUCCCCUUUUACUUAGAAUUUAAGGUUAAUUUUGUUGUAUUUUCACUAUAUCUCAGUUAUUACUAAAUGGAUUUGAUUCAAACUUAAAAUAGUUGUUCCACCUCAUCACUCAGAUGAUGUGACAUAAGGUGCUUAACUCUGACAUAAAUUUUUUAUGAAUUAUGUCCCCUUUUACUUUAAAUCUAAGGUUGAUUUUGAUGUAUUUUCACUAUAUCUCAAUUAUUACAAAAUGGAUUUGAUUCAAACUUAAAAUAGAUGUUCCACCUCAUCACCCACAUCAUGUGACACAAGGUGCAUAACUCUGACACCAAUUUUUCAUGAAUUAUGUCCCCUUUUUACUUAGAAUUUAAGGUUAAUUUUGAUGUAUUUUCACUAUAUCUCAAUUACUACUGAAUGGAUUUGAUUCAGACUUAAAAUAGAUGUCCCACCUCAUCACCCACAUCAUGUGACACAAGGUGCAUAACUCUGACACUAUUUUGCUUGAAUUGUGUCCCCUUUUACCUCGAAUUUAAGGUUAAUUUUGAUGUAUUUUCACUAUAUCUCAUUCUGAUUGGCUUAGAGCCAAAGGGAAGUAACCUUUUUUUAACCUUUGUACUGAGUUUCUUCCCCUUAAAUUCCAGGAAUUAGUGUAUUUUUAGAAAUCCUAUUUUUAGAUUUUCAAUAUUUUAGGUAUUUUUCUAACUUUUUUAUUAUAAGUCCUAUGUAAAAAGUAAAAACAUUUUUCCGUGGUAACAUGGGUCAGUAAGACACUUUUUUGUAUUCACUUUUAGUGUAUCUCUAAUAUUAGAGAUUUAAUAUAUUUACUAGUAUUACUAUACUAGUAUUAUACUAGUAUUACUUAUAUGUGGAAGCCCAGGAUGAAGUACUCCAAAGUAUUUUUAAGAUUCCUUAUGGUUGCCAUUCUUCUGUGACAAGACCAUAUGGUGGGGGUAUGAGUCACUCCUGUGACAGUUCUAGUUUAGUAAUGUCUAAUCCUUUGGACUUAAGUUCCUCAACAACCAUAGACACAAUGUUCUUAGCAUCAGCUGAACCUUCAUGAAUCUGCUUAUUUGAUAACAGGCUAUACUCCAAUCCUGUCUCUGAUACACACUGAGCUUACAUAAGUCUUUAAGUUCCCAUUGUCAGUGCUCUCAUCUAUAGUUAGUGAAAAAACACCCAACUGCUGAAUUUCCAGGAUUUUGUCGUCUAAUAUCACUUCAGACAGGGCACUCUGAAGUUCUGUUACACUUUGAGAACUGGACAGGUGUAAAGCACAUUAGCGUCAGCCUUUGACAAGUCAACUCCAAGAACGGAUGCAUAUUUCACCAUUUGCUUCGUCUCGUAUUUUGGUAGUUCUGGUUUUGCUAUGUGGUAUGCUGUCUUCAGAAGAUUGAUGGCUAUUUCGUCCUCUUUGUCAAGUUUUGCUUCUAGAAGUUUUUGCAUUGGUUUUUGGCUUUUGAGUGUAGACCGUUGAACUGCGUUCAAGUGGCUGAAAAAUAAAAAGAAACAGUUGUAAAACAAACAAAACAAGAUCACUGAAAUAAUUUUUUAUACAUUUUAUUAUUUACAUAUUAAAUGAAUUAAAAUGAGACUUUUAUACAUCAAAACUUGGCAAUAACAUGUUGAAAAAAAAACGCCUGUCCACAUUGUAUUGAUUACAUUUAUAAAAGACAUUAAUAUUUGCCAGUCUCUGCAUACAGCAGUCACAACCAUGAAUGAAUACUUACAUGCAGCGUGCCUUCUAUGGUUUGUUGUCUUAGCUGGGACUUCGUGUCCCUUAGCGUAUGCAUUGUCAUGCUUGUUCUCUCUGCAUAAUUUACAAUGCCAAAGUUUGUUCGAGUCGUGAACAUACCAAUCGAAACAUGCCUCAGAUUUAGUUCCUUAGUAAAUUUCUUUUUAGAAGGAGAGUCUGAAUCAAGAGUUUCAGCUUCGGAAGCUUUCCGUUUAAAUGAACUCGGUUUCGGCGAGUCGCCCUGUAGCCAGGACGUAGGAGACAUGAUUUUUUGAUGUUUACAGAUAAAAUUUCUAAUCGAAAAUGAAUUUAGAAGUUAAAACUAAUCAGAAAUAAUUGCAAUUAUCACAAAAUUAUAAUAACUAUACGUUAAUUAAGCGGCUUACCUUUAAAUCGUAUUGCAAUAUUUGACAAACGUCUCCUGAUUUUUAAAUACAAACAAUUACAGUGUAUCAUAACUGUACGUUAAUUAAGCAGCUUACCUUUAAAUCAUACUUCAACACGUGACAAACAUCUCCCGAUUUGUAAAUACAAACAAUGCAAUCAGACACAAUUAAACAUGCCAACCUAUCUACUCUACUGUAAUAACGCAAACACAAAGGACACAUCACCCCUAGUUUAUGUCCCUAUGACGCUUCGAGGUGUUAAUUGCAUAUACAUUUAUUCAAUACAACACUAUUCCCAAGUUGUCUUAAACUACUGUACUGUAACUUCACUCUUAUUGGUUAUUUCCAUUUACAUCUUGUCUCGACAGCUAUCACGUGUCACUAAUCAAGCUGAGUUUAAAUUUUAUUGACGGGCAGUUGUGUAUUCGGGAGAAGUUCGUACACGCAAGCUUGGGAAAUUUAGCUUGAAUUUACCCAAAAUUUUAGGGCGAAGUGCCGACGGUUUCAGCGACUUAGUCACUCACGUCGCUCAGUCGCGAGAGCCCUGCCUCAUCAUCACCCACAUCAUAUGGCACAAGGGCCAUAACUCUCACACCAAUAUUUCAUGAAUUAUCCCCCUUUUUUACUUAGAAUUUCAGGUUAAAGUUUUGAUGCACUUUCACUCUAUCUCAGUUAUUUACUAAAUGGAUUUGAUUCAAACUUAAAGUAGUUGUUCCACAUCAUCUCCCACAUCAAAUGACACAAGGCCCAUAAUUCUGGCACCAAUUUUUCAUGAAUGAUGCCCCUUUUACUUAGAAUUUAAGGUUAAUUUUGAUGCAUUUUCACUAUAUCUCGGUUAGUACGAAAUGCAUUUGAUUCAAACUUGAAGUUGUUGUUCCACAUCAUCACUCACAUUAUAUGACACAAGGUGCAUAACUCUUGCACCAAUAUUUUAUGAAUUAUGCCCCCUUUUUGCUUAGAAUUAUACUUAUAUAGUGUUUUGAUACACUUUAUCUUUACCUCUCUUUAUUAAUUUGAUAAUGUUUUUGACACAAACUCAAGCUAUUUUGCAAUAUCUUCAUCCACCAUUGGAGUCAUUAAAGACUCCAGUGACAGCUCCAGUUUCCUCAGAUGUGCCCAGUUUCACUAUCCAGCAUCGAAAUAGUCGAGCACGCUGACUCCUGUGACAGCUCUUGUUUUUACUAACCUGAUGAAGGUAGUAACCGGUAGUUAUAUUAAAUAACAUUCUUAAACUUUUCUGGUGUUCGGACGUGUUGUUCUCCCUUUGAGUUCGAGCGAACAAAGUUUGAGUGUAUAUCAGUUUGGGCCUUUAUACAAUGCUACUUAUGUUACUGUCUCGUAUAAUUUCAAAUGCUGGAGUCUGUUUCCCUGGUAGUAAAACGAUUAAUCUACAUUCAGCAAAUGGGAUUUGCUUAUCUGACAGAUGGCGGGACUUUACAAAAUGAAAUGAAUUCAUUAGAAAAUUUAGUUACUGUUUGAGGAGAAUAUUAUCCAAAUAUGCAAUAUACUUUUGAUAAGAUGGCAGAUUUCAUUUAUUCACAACAUCUUGUUUGAGUUUAGAGAGUGACAAUAAAUACGUACAAUUUAGGUUACUUAUUUAGUAUGUUUCUGUGAAUCUUUUGUAAUAAAUGUUUGUUCUGGCUAAUGCAGACAUGUCACAUAGAGACAGGGUGAGCUUUUGUGAUCGCCUGUCGUUCGUUCACAGUUUCUUGUGAACAUGAUAGAAACCACAUUUUGCAACCGAAUUUAACUUGCACACAACUUGUAUUGGCGUCAUAUCUCGGUUCCUUUUGAAAACUGGCCAGAUCCCAUCAUGGGUUCCAGAGUAAUGGCCCCUUAAAGGGCCAAAACUUGCUAUUUUUGACUUGUGAACACGAUAGAACCCAUAUUUUGCAAUUGAUUAUAAUAAAACUUGCAAACAACUUGUACUGGCUCAGUUCCUUUCGAAAACUGGUCAGAUCCCUUCAUGUGUUCCAGAGUUCUGCCCCCUUAAAGGGCCAAAAUUUGCUAUUUUGGCUUUUGCAGUCAUAUAGAGACUUUAUUUUUGGUUGUAUUUGAUACAAACUUGCAAGAUAUCUUUAGCAACAAUAGAUCUUGGAUCCCAUUUCGAAUCCGUCAGAUCCAAUCAUAGGUUCCGGAGUUACAGCCCCUUACUGACCCCUGAAAGAGCCAGACUGUGUUAAUUUUUGCCUUGUGAACAUGAUAGAAGUAACAUUUUACAUUUGAUUUUAACCACACUUACACACCUCUUAAAUCACAAAAAGAUCUGUUACUUUCGAAAACUAGCUAGAUUCCUUCAUGGGUUCUAGAGUUACUGUGCCUGAAAGGGGCAAAAUUUUCUAUUUUGGCCCUUUCAGCCAUAUAGAGGUUUCAUUUAUGCUUUGAUUUGAUACAAGCUUGCAAAGAAUGUUUAUCUUGAUGAUCUCUAGGCCAAGUUCGCAACUGGUUCAUAGGUGGUCAAAAACUAGGUCACCAGGUUAAAUCUAAGCAAAAGCUUGUUAACACUCUAGAGUCCACAUUUAUGACACUCAUCAUGAUACUUAGUCAGAAGGUUUAUGUUGAUGAUUCCUAUGCCAAGUUCAAAACUGGGUCAUAGGUGGUCAAAAACUAGGUCACCUGGUCAAAUAAAAAGAAAAGCUUGUUAACACUCUUGAGGUCACAUUUAUGAUCCUAUCUUCAUGAAACUUGGUAAGGAUGUUUAUCUUGACGAUUCCUAGGCAAAGUUUGAAACUGGGUCAUUUGGGGUCAAAAACUAGGCCACCACUCAAAUCAAAAGAAAAGCUUGUAAACACUCUUGAUGCCCUAUUUUUGACCGUAUCUUCAUGAAACUUGGUCAGAAUAUUUAUCUUGAUAAUUCCUAGGCCAAGUUUGAAACUAGGUCAUGUGGGUCAAAAUCUAGGUCACCCGCUCAAAUCAAAGUAAAAGCUUGUUAUCACUAGAGGCCAUGUUUAUCACCCUAUCUUCAAGAAACUUGAUCGUAAUGUUUAUCUUGUGAGCGAUAUAGGGUCAUCAUGACCCUCUUGUUUGUAGUUUUUCUUUUUCGACUUUAAGCUCCCUCAUCUCUUGGAUUCCAUAUCAGUGUGUACUCUGAAUCAACCUUUUAUUCCAGUUUAACGGAGCAGGUUGUGACCUCAUAUUGUAUUGUGUGUCUGUAAAAGCAAUCCUUUUGUCUUGGAAUACCGGUAUGUUUCCUACCAGAGGAUUUAUUGACCAGUAAACCUGAGUAGUUAUCAGAAGUGAAGGAAAAAUUAAAUUGGUCAUUUUUCUGAUAACUGAACAGGCAGACAACAUAUGACCUACAUUUGUUUAAAACUCUUUUAUCAUUGAAAUAGAACAUGCACACUUUUCUAAUGGUUUACACUUACCAGUUAUUUUAUAAGUCACCCCAAGGCCCUGCCUGAAAGUUUAGUUUCAUCAGAAUUUAAAAUGUUUCAAUUCCAUUCAAGAAAUUUUAUGACUUAGACGAAUCGUAACUUCAAAUAUUUAAGUUUUGGCUUUUUAGCUAAAGUUACUUACUGUAUAACUGUGGGUUCUCAAUGCCAGGCUAUUAUUGCAUGUCUUGUGCAACAUGCUUUCAGCCUUUGAGUUGUAUAUUCGGUAGCCCUAUACUAUGUACAGAGAUCUUAUUGAUAAUAAUAUUACGAGCUGUUGGGCAACUCGUAUAAAUUCGAUUAUUGAUCAUCUUGGUUAGAUUGAAUUUUGAUAGCAAUUGUGAAUAUUUGUCAUCGUUUAAGAAACGUAUCCGCCACCAGUUUAUGCAGGAUUUGUCUGCAUGUAUACAAUCUAUACCUAAACUAGAGUGUUAUUGUAAGUUUGAAAAACAGUUUAGAUUUGAAAAUUAUCUUACUAAUGUUGAAAAUGAUGAUCUUAGGAAACACCUAAGUUGUCUAAGACUGAGUUCACAUAACUGAAACGGGUUGUUAUAACGGUAUCGAUAGAGCAAACCAGUUAUGUAAAUUAUGUAACCAGAGUGUGGUUGAAACUGAAUUUCAUUUUAUGUUAUGUUGUACCAAGUAUUAGAAGUCUUAGAAAUAAACGUUAUUGUAUAUGCACCUUGGCCUUGUAUGAAUACAUUUGUUUUAUGUCAUCUCAAAAUAAGACAAGAUUAUACAACUUUAGUAGCAAAACAUUAAAGAUGCUUUUAAUUUAAGAAAUAAGACCCUUGAAAUAUGACUGUUUCUUGAAAUUUGCAUUAUAAUGUCAUGUAAAUUAUUUGAUUUUUAGCUCACCUGUCACAUAGUGACAAGGUGAGCUUUUGUGAUCACCCUUCGUCCGUCGUCAGUCCCUGCGUCUGUCAACAAUUUCUUGUCUGCACGACAGUGGUUUCAUUUAUGAUUUUAUUUUAACCAAACUUGCACACAACUUGUAUCACCAUAAAAUCUCGGUUCCUUUCUUGAACUGGCCAAAUCCCAUUAUGGGUUCCAGAGUUAUGGCCCCUGAAAGGGCCAAAAUUAGCUAUUUUGAGCUUGUCUGCACAAUAGCAGCUUUAUUUAUGAUUUGAUUUUUACCAAACUUGCAUACAACUUGUAUCACUGUAAGAUCUUGGUUCCUUUCUGAAACUCGCCAGUUUCCAUUAUGGGUUCCAGAGUUAUGGCCCCUGAAAGGCCCAAAAUUAGCUAUUUUGACCUUGUCUGCACAAUAGCAGCUUUAUUUAUGAUUUGAUUUUUACCAAACUUGCACACAACUUGUAUCACCAUAAGAUCUUGGUUCCUUUCUGGAACUGGCAAGGUUCCAUUAUGGGGCCCCUGAAGGGGUCAGAAUGAGCUAAUUUGACCUUGUCUGCACAAUAGCAGCUUCAUCUAUGAAUUGAUUUUAACCAAACUGGCACAAAACUUGUAUCACCAUAAGAUCUUGGUUCCUUUCUUGAACCGGCCAGAUCCCAUAAUGGGUUCCAGAGUUAUGGCCCCUGAUAGGGCCAGAAAUAGCUAUUUUGACCUUGUCUGCACAAUAGCAGCUUCAUUUAUGAUUUGAAUUUAAUCAGACUUGCACAAAACUAAUGUCACCGAAAGAUCUUGGUUCCAUUCAUGAACCGGCCAGAUCCCAUAAUGGGUUCCAGAGUUAUGGCCCCUGAAAGGGCCAAAAUUGGCUAUUUUGACCUCUGCACAAUAGCAGCUUCAUUUAUGAUUUGAUUUUAACCAAACUUGCACACAACUUGUAUCACCAUAAGAUCUCGAUUCUUUUUUAUACGCCCGCAGGGAUGUAUUAUGUUAUUGCCUCGGUGUCCGUCUGUCUGUCUGCGUGUUGGUUAGCAAUUUCCUUUCAGCUCUGUAACUCUUGAACCCCUUGAUGGAUUUCAGAGAAACCUGACACAAAUGUUCACGCAUUGAAAGGAUUUGCAGAGCGCAUGUUUCGGAUGGCUGAAUUCAAUGUCAAGGUCACACUUAGGGGUCAAAGGUCGUAUGACUUUGUUUUAUGUGAAUAUUGCUCUGCAUUUGCGUUGCCUUCUUUUGUUCGCUUACAAUAUUUUUUUUAUUUUUAUUACUUCCCUUUUAUGUUACUAUAAAUAGCUGAUUUAGUAACUUUUUCAUUAUUGGCUGUAGGAAAAAACUGAGACCACUUUUCUGUCGUACAACAUGGAUGGUACCUCCAAUUUUUAGGCGUAUUUUGACAUAUCUGUACCUUGUAAGAAUUUUUUCUUUUCGUUUUUGGUUAAAGCAAUGGUACUCAGGUGAACGAUAUAGGGCCAUCAUGGCCCUCUUGUUGUUUAUAUGAUGAUUUAUAUAUGUAUGUCUGUCUUUGCCACUCAUGUUUUAUUUGUAUAUGACCUAUGGCAUGUUCUAUGCCGAAUGUCAAUAAAUUUUAAACUUGAAAACUA
Messenger RNA from Mercenaria mercenaria, 17752 nucleotides. Its product is annotated as NAD-dependent protein deacylase sirtuin-6-like. Bases 160 to 1635 code for a protein of 491 amino acids. The transcript has 7 exons. The record is from RefSeq and is a predicted model, not a curated record. Gene Ontology annotation, molecular function: NAD+ binding. Lineage: Eukaryota; Metazoa; Mollusca; Bivalvia; Venerida; Veneridae.